Medicago truncatula (barrel medic) is the source of this 3887-nucleotide messenger RNA. RefSeq names its product disease resistance protein RUN1. The record is from RefSeq and is a predicted model, not a curated record. The transcript is spliced from 5 exons. The coding region runs from base 13 to 3636 and encodes 1207 amino acids. Gene Ontology annotation, biological process: defense response; signal transduction. Lineage: Eukaryota; Viridiplantae; Streptophyta; Magnoliopsida; Fabales; Fabaceae. Gene Ontology annotation, molecular function: ADP binding.
UCAAAGAUAGUUAUGGCUUCUUCUUCUUCUUCUUCUUCUCCUUUCAAAAAACACGAUGUUUUUAUCAGUUUUAGAGGGGAGGAUACUCGCACCAAUUUUACAAGCUUUCUUCAUGCGGCUUUGUGUAAAAACCACAUCGAAACCUACAUAGACUAUAGAAUCGAAAAAGGAGAAGAGGUUUGGGAAGAACUAGAAAAAGCAAUUAAAGCAUCCGCUUUAUUUUUGGUUGUGUUCUCAGAAAACUAUGCAUCUUCAACAUGGUGUUUGAAUGAACUCGUUGAAAUAAUGAAGUGCAAAAAAAAUGACGAAGACAACGUUGUUGUUAUUCCUGUGUUCUACCGUAUAGAAGCUUCACAUGUCCGAAAGCAGACAGGAAGUUACCACACAGCGUUGUUGAAACAAAAGAAACAAGGCAAAGAUAAGAUUCAAAGGUGGAAGAUUGCUCUCUUUGAAGUAGCUAAUUUAUCUGGCUUUGAUUCAAGUACAUAUAGGUAUUUUCUUUGCUUCUACUUUUACAAAUUGACUGAAGCUGACUUGAUUGGAGACAUCAUCAAAGCAGUCCUCCAAAAAUUGAAUCAAAAGUAUACAAAUGAACUUAGAUGCUUGUUCAUACCAGAUGAAAACUAUUCAAGCAUUGAAUCAUUAUUAAAAGUAGAUUCAAGAGAAGUUAGAACUAUUGGAAUUUGGGGCAUGGGAGGCAUAGGAAAGACAACCCUUGCUGCUGCCAUAUUUCAGAAGGUAUCUUCCAUGUAUGAAGGUAGUUGCUUCCUAGAAAAUGUCACAGAAGAAUCAAAGAGACAUGGGUUCAGUUACACAUACAACAGACUUCUUUCUAAGUUACUAGGGGAAGAUCUUCAUAUUGAGACUCCUAAAGUAAUAUCAUCUAUGGUUAUGAAAAGACUCAAACGCAUGAAAGCUUUCAUUGUACUAGAUGAUGUUCGUACUUUAGAACUUCUAGAUAAUAUGAUUGGAGCAGGGCAUGAUUGCCUUGGAGCUGGUAGCAGAGUCAUUGUGACAACCAGAGAUAAGCAUGUAUUGAUAGGUGGAGGAAUUGUCGAUAUUCAUCAAGUUAAGGAAAUGAACUCUCCAAAUUCCAUCAGGUUGUUCAGUUUGAAUGCUUUCAAAAAAAUCCUUCCCAAUGAGGGAUAUGAGGAGAUAUCAAACAAUGUAGUUUCUUACGCCAAAGGCAACCCUUUGGCCUUGAAAGUUCUGGGUUCAUUUCUUCUUACAAAAAGUAAAAAAGAAUGGGACAGCGCUCUAAAUAAACUGAAGGAAAUUCCCAAUGCUGAAAUUCAAAAGGUGUUGAGAUUAAGCUAUGAUGAAUUAGAUGAUACAGAGAAAGAUAUAUUUCUAGACAUUGCAUGUUUUUUCAAAGGUUGUGGAAGCAAAAGCAGAGUAACAAAAAUAUUAAAUGCGUGUGGUUUAUUUGCAGAUAUUGGGAUAAGAAACCUUUUAGACAAGGCUCUUGUAACUAUUACUUCAGCCAAUGGCAUACAGAUGCAUGAUUUGAUACGAGAGAUGGGUAGGCAAAUUGUUCGUGAAGAAUCUAUCAAAAACCCUGGACAACGCAGUAGAUUGUGGAAUGCUGAAGAAAUUUGUGAUGUGUUGACAAACAAUAAUGUAAGAAUGAUAUAUACCUUGACUUGCAUUCCAAAAAACAUGUAUAUAUAUGGGACUGGUGCAGUUGAAAGCAUAUGCUUGGAUAUGAAUCAAAUUACCUGCAUAAAUUUGUGCUCUAAAGCAUUCAGAAAGAUGCCAAACCUAAGAUUACUUGCUUUCGUAGACCGAAAUCUAGAUGCUAAGGGAAUUAUUUCUGUGCAUCUUCCCGAGGGCCUUGAUUUUUUGCCUAACAACUUGAGAAGUUUUGAAUGGAGUGCAUAUCCAAUAAAUUCUCUACCAUCAAAUUUUUCUCCAUGGAAGCUUGUUGAACUUUGUCUUCCAUAUAGCAACCUGGAAAAACUUUGGAACGGAGCACAGAAUUUUCCGAGCUUAGAGAGAAUAGACCUUCGUGAUUCGGCAUGCUUGAUAGAGUGUCCAAAUUUUUCCAAUGCCCCAAAUCUCAAGCAUAUAAUGCUUGACAAUUGUGUAAGCAUGUCUCAUGUUUACCCAUCUAUUUUCAAUCUCCCAAAGCUUGAAGAGUUCGCUGUGACUCAAUGUAAGUCACUUAAGAGCCUCUGUGGCAUCACUCGUUCACAAUCUCUCCAUACACUUUGGGCAGGUGGAUGUUACAAUCUCCAAGAGUUCAUAACAAUAUCCCAAAACACUAAUGAUCCUUCCACAACCACAACUGGGUUCACAUCAUCAACUAAUCUUGAAUAUUUUACUUUUCACAUAUGUGAGGGUCUUUUGGAUCUCCCUGAAAACUUUGCAAACCAUAUGACACUUUCUGACUCAAAGAUGAAUGAGCAAGACAAUUUAACGACCUUCCAUAAAAUACUACCUAGCCCUUGCUUCAGGACUGUUAGAAGUUUAAUUUUCAAUGCUAUUCGCAAUUUAUCUGUAAUCCCAGACAGCAUCUCCUUGCUAUCAUCAUUGGAGAAUUUAACACUAUCUGGCUGUGCUAUCAUAAGCUUACCUGAAAGCAUUAAUUGUCUUCCAAGACUCAUGUUUCUUGACAUUGAUAAAUGUGAAAUGCUUCAAUCUAUACCUUCUCUUCCACAAUCCAUUCAGUGGUUCCAUGUUCGGAAUUGUGAAUCUCUUCAGAAUGUGUUGAAUUCAACAAAUGAACAAACCAAAAAACACCAAAAUAAGUGUACUUUUCUCCUCCCUAACUGCAUCAAAUUGGAUCAACAUUCAUUUGUUUCCGUUUUGAAAGAUGCCAUUGUAAGGAUUGAACUUGGAGCAAAACCACUACUACCAGCAGAUGUAUUAGAAACCAAUGAAAAAGCAUCUUCAGAUGAUGGCUGGAUCAACAUCUUUAUUGGUGACAGUUUAAUAAAAGGUAAGAAUUGCUACAUGUUACCAGCUGGAAAUUUUAAAAAUGGAGACUGGUUCCAUUACCAUUCUACACAAACUUUGGUGUCUAUUGAACUUCCCCCUAGGGAUCAUUUGGGUUUCAUUUUCUACUUGGUUCUUUCUCAAAAUCAAUCAUGUCGCAUUCGAAACCUUGGAUGCAAAUGCUAUAUAGAAACCACUUGCGGUGAUUUUAUUAGUAUAAAAAGUUUCUUUAGAGAUGAAAGUGUUGUGUUUUAUCCUUACUCUUCAUUUGACACAUUGUCGGAUCAUUUGUUUUUAUGGUACGAUAUACAAUGUUGUGAGCAAAUAAUGGAAGCAAUCAAAGAAAUAAAAGCCAAUGACAUGAGUGCCAUUCACAAUUCAAAGCUUACAUUUAAAUUCUUCGCUCGUACUGAAGAAAAUAUGGAAGCAGUGAUAAAAGAGUGUGGUUUUCGAUGGAUAUAUUCCUCAGAAGGUCAAGUUGUCGAGGAAGAAGAAGGAUGUGAAUCUGAGACAAGUAAGGAAACUCACACAGUGGAGGGUUCUAAAUCUGAUGAGCAAGAAGAAACAGUUCCAGCAGCAAUGAAUUUUCAGCAAAGUGUCUAUGGAACUCCCAAUCUGGAAGCAGUAGAAACAAAAGACUUAAGGAGUGUACUUGAAGAACUCUUGCAUAUUGGAUUUGGCGGAGACCUCAUGUUAUAAAAUUCUGUUGCAGCUUAUGUAAAGACAUGCAGUCAAUAAUUGAACCAAUUGAACUAGUUGAAUCAUGACUUAGAUGUCUCACCGAUUUAAUCUCUAGUCGUGUUUUCUUUUUCUAAUAUUAUAAGCCAUUGUUAGGCUCUAUAGGAGGAGCUUAUGUCAUCUCUAUAAGUUGGUUUCUUCAGCUCUCUAUAAUAGCUUAUGAAAAGAAUGUAAAUGUGAGCUUUGGAUUGUAACUGGUGCUGUUCACGUCA